AAAAACGUCACCUUGACAAGGCCACCCCAUAGAGAGAGAGAGAGAGAGAGAGCUGUUCCACGAAUUUGAAAGCAACGGAACUGGGAUCUACUGCCAGUAUAAGUGAAGGCGGUUUAGAUCUGCAGAAGCAAUGCAUGCAUUCAUCUGUCCUCUAGAAAUUCUAAUCAAUGGAGUUCCCAAGCUCUCUUUCUCGUAGUUUGAUUCCUUUCUUACUAGCUAGCAUCCUCGUCGUCUGCGUGCCCACCUUAACACACCAAUCCUCCCUCGUCGGCAUCUCAGGAUCCAACUCAACCUCCACUAGAGAGGUGCUUGCUCUCCUCUCUUUCAAGUCCCUGCUAUCAGAUCCCAACAACUCCUUGUCCUCGUGGAACAACCCAACUCUCCAUUUCUGCAACUGGCACGGCGUGAUUUGUGGCGGCCGCCGGCACCCCGAUAGAGUCACAGCCUUGGAGCUCGACAUGAUGAACCUGAGAGGUCCCUUAUCCCCCUCUUUGGCCAACCUUACCUUCCUCAAGAAGCUCCACCUUGCAGGCAAUCACCUAAAUGGCUCCAUCCCGCCUGAGCUUGGCCGCCUGUCUCGCCUUAAGCAUCUUGAUCUGAGCUACAAUGAUUUUGAAGGAGAGAUUCCAGCCUCUUUAUCCAAUUGUUCCAGCCUCCAAAACAUUAGCUUAAGCUAUAACAUGCUAAGUGGGUGGCUUCCCCCCGGCCUUUCCCGGUGUUCUGACCUCCGCAUCAUUUCUCUCGAAUUAAACCUCUUGACUGGAGAGAUCCCUGACAAGAUCGUCUCUCUUCCAAAGCUCUCAUGGCUAAACCUUGGCAGUAACAGUUUCUCUGGUGGCAUUCCAGCUGGGAUAGGGGGGAGCUCUUCCCUCACCAGUGUCAUGCUUUUAAACAACAGCCUUACAGGAACCAUUCCUCCUUGUUUAGGGAACAUUUCCACCCUCACCUAUCUCCUCCUCAGUCGAAACAAUCUCCAUGGACCGAUACCACCUUCCCUUGGUAACUGCUCGAAUCUUAUCUUUCUAUCCCUAGGAUCAAACAGUUUGGAGGGGGAAAUUCCUGAGAGUCUUUUCCACAAAACCAGCUUGGAAUAUUUUGACGUGUCGAGCAACAACUUAUCAGGUAUGGUUCCCUUUUCUCUGUACAAUCUCUCAUCCAUCCAGUCUUUGAGUUUGGGGUUGAACCAGUUCAUAGGAACACUUCCACCCAACUUAGGCCGCACUCUCCCUGGACUCCGAUACCUUUGCGUGGCGGGGAGCCAACUGGAAGGACCUAUUCCUCCCUCUCUAUCCAAUGCUUCUCACCUUCAAAUACUUGAUUUUAAUGGCAACAAAUUCAGCGGGCGAGUGCCUUCGAAUCUUGGACAGCUUCAGAAUCUAUCUCGCGUAAAUUUGGGAUACAACUUGCUCGAGGCAAGGGAUGCCAAUGAUUGGAAAUUCCUUAAUUCUCUAACCAACUGUACAAAUAUUGAGUUCUUGGACCUGUCCCAUAAUUUUCUUGCAGGCACCUUUCCCAGCUCCGUUUGCAACCUCACUACAAAACUAGAACGGCUAUUGUUGUCGGAGCUUCCGAUGUCAGGGUCGAUCCCUGAAGAGCUCGAGAACCUCGAGGGAUUACAGAAACUUGAUCUCAGUUAUAACAUUCUUACCGGCAACAUUCCUGGAACAAUUGGAAAGCUCCGUAACCUGGGCCAACUAACUUUAUCUGGAAAUAGACUUUCAGGGCCCAUUCCAGCCUCACUUGGCAACCUCACUCAUCUAGAAUUAUUGAAUUUGAGAGGCAAUUAUUUGCAAGGAAACAUUCCAAAAAGCUUCAUAAACUAUAUGUACUUAGACGAGCUGGACCUCUCCUAUAACCAGCUUAGUGGCACUAUACCGCAUGAGGUUUUUAGGAUUCCUUCUCUUACAAAGUCUCUUGAUCUGUCCCAUAAUUCUCUGGUUGGAUCCCUUCCGCCUGAUGUGGGCAAGUUGAAACUUAUAACUCAGCUUGAUGUUUCUGAAAACAAGCUAUCUGGAAAAAUUCCCAGUGCUCUUGGUGAUUGUGUGACCUUGAAUUACCUUUCCAUGGAAGGCAACUUCUUUGAGGGAAUCAUUCCUUUGCACUUGAGCAGUUUGAAAAGUAUCCAACGGCUUGAUCUUUCAUGCAACAAACUGUCUGGCCAAAUCCCAGAAUUCUUCACGGAUAUUAGAACUCUUUACUAUCUCAAUCUAUCUUUCAAUGAUUUAGAGGGUCCAGUACCAGAAGAGGGUAUCUUUACAAAUACGAGUGAAGUUUUUCUUGAAGGCAAUGAAAAGCUUUGUGGGGGUGAUCCAAAGUUACAACUUCCUUUAUGCUCCAACAAAAGAAGAUCACUCAAAAUAUUAUUCAUAAUUGUCGCUGCAGCUCCUACUUUGAUAAUUUUCCUAUUAGGCAUUCUCUGUUGGAAGAAAUGCCCAAGAAAGAGAUCCCCAUCUGAGUCUUCAUCAAAGGAUCAAAAUAGAAUGGUUUCUUAUACUGACCUGCGCAAAGCAACUGGUGGGUUUUCUUCCGUCAAUCUAAUUGGGGUUGGGAGUUUCGGUUCUGUGUAUAAAGGAAUUCUAGAUGCCUACGACAAAGUUGUUGCUGUGAAGGUGCUCAACCUUCAGCAGAGUGGAGCUUUAAAGAGCUAUCUAGCUGAAUGCGAAGCCUUGAGAAACAUCCGACAUCGGAAUCUCAUCAAGAUCAUUACUACAUGUUCGAGCGUUGAUCACUUUGGAAAUGAUUUCAAAGCUCUUGUCUUCGAUUUCGUGUCUAAUGGGAGCCUAGAAGAGUGGUUACAUCCCAGGGUAGCCGACAACUGUGAGUCCAGGCAUUUAAGCCUUGCGGAAAGGUUGGACAUAGCCAUUGAUGUCGCCUCAGCAUUGGAAUAUCUUCAUCAUCACCAUGGGAAGACUCCAAUUGUUCAUUGCGAUGUGAAGCCAAGCAAUAUUCUUCUCGACGAUCAAAAAUGUGCUCACCUGGGUGACUUUGGAUUGGCAAGGUUCCUCCAAGGUAACAAUACCUUAUCAACUCAAGAUCCAACAAACUCGAUUGCAUUGAAAGGGUCGAUAGGAUACAUAGCUCCAGAGUAUGGGAUGGGUGCCAAGGUUUCUACGCAUGGAGAUGUGUACAGUUACGGGAUUCUACUGUUAGAAUUGCUCACAGGAAAGAGGCCUACUGAUGAUAUGUUUAAGGAUGGCCAGUCGCUUCGUAAUUUUGUUGAGAUGGGGUACCCUGAAAGAGUAAUGGAGAUUGUGGAUCCUAGCAUACUGUUAAGCAUGGAAGCUGACAGUCCAAGUGAAACCAUAGCCAGAGAAGGAAUAGUGGAAUGCUUGGUCUCCAUGAUUGAUGUUGGCCUUUUGUGUUCCAAGGAAGCACCAAAUGGACGGAUGGAGAUGCAAGAAGUGGCUACCGAGAUGGAUGCAAUCAGAACUUUAUUUGUAGGCCUGAGAAGUAACACAUCUGUGAGGGUCUUUGGCUCAUGAUCCUUCUGUCUUUUUAUUGGUUCUUCUCAUCUGUUUCACCUGCCGAGCAUUAUCUGCAAAAAGCGUAGGCCUAUUUGGCAUCAAUGGGGCUUUUGUGUUUCUGUUCCUCUACAAAUUGGUGAAAACUAUGUGGAGGUUGGUGUUGAAAAUAGCAAUUGAGCAAAAUUUCUGAUA
This is a messenger RNA of Phoenix dactylifera (date palm), 3656 nucleotides long. RefSeq names its product receptor kinase-like protein Xa21. Gene Ontology annotation, biological process: protein phosphorylation. Gene Ontology annotation, molecular function: ATP binding; protein binding; protein kinase activity. Lineage: Eukaryota; Viridiplantae; Streptophyta; Magnoliopsida; Arecales; Arecaceae. The record is from RefSeq and is a predicted model, not a curated record.